GAGGGAGGGCAGGAGGAAGCCGGGGAGUUUGCGACAGUGCUGCUGGGUUAAUUAGGGGGAAGGCAGGAACUUGCAGCACUAGCCCCAGUGGAAGCAGCAGCAGGAGCUGCUUUGAUUUCAAUGGGGCUCUGCAUGGGAAAAAGGAAUCCCUCUGGCUUUGGAUUUGUUCUUGGCGGAGGCAUCAGAACCAAGAUUGGCUUUGGUUUAAAGAAACCCAAGGCUGGCCUCCCAGGAUUUCAGUUCUUGGCAGGACUAAGAAACCAGUUAUGUUGACUGUUGAGUCCCUGUUGACUGCAAAUCCUGGGCACCCCUGCUUUUGGAUCAUCGCUUUCAGUCUGCUGAUCAUGAGGAAGAAAGCUGAGGCGUGGUGGCAAGGCUUGGAUUUCUGGCUUUGAGUCGCAAAUCGUCCGUCGGGUCUGGCGCUCGAGGAGAGAUGCAUGAAUAAACUCUUCACUCCGCCUGGUGCUACAUCUGUGCUGUGAGCUUCAGGCAUCUUUCAAACAAGGGAUGGCUUUGUUCUGAGAGCAUCUGCCUAUGUGGGAAAGAGCAAAUUAAAUAAGAGAAAGAUUGAACUUGAGAGAAGGUUUGGGGAAAUAAUGGAGGACUUCACUACCAGGACCUAUGGAACCAGAGGCCUGGACAACAGGCCUCUCUUUGGAGAAACGUCACCAAGGGAUAGAAUAAUCAAUUUAGCUGUUGGCAGUGUAACAUCCUUGCUGCUUACAGUCACUCUAAUCAGUGCUUUUGUGUUUCCUCAACUACCUCCAAAACCAGUGAAUAUAUUUUUUGCUUUCUGCAUCUCCUUGUGUAGUGUUUCGGCUGGCAUUCUUAUCUACUGGUAUCGACAAGGAGACCUGGAACCUAAAUUUAGGAAUCUAAUUUACUACAGCUUGUUCUCUAUUGUUAUGUUAUGUAUAUGUGCCAACCUCUACUUCCAUGAAGUAGGGAAAUGACUGUCAUCCAGUAUAU
Messenger RNA from Sceloporus undulatus (fence lizard), 969 nucleotides. RefSeq names its product transmembrane protein 243 (gene TMEM243). The transcript has 6 exons. Lineage: Eukaryota; Metazoa; Chordata; Lepidosauria; Squamata; Phrynosomatidae. Bases 597 to 953 code for a protein of 118 amino acids. The record is from RefSeq and is a predicted model, not a curated record.